AUGGCUCAAGAAAUUGAUAAAGAUGUUAGUGAUUUUCCUAGAUACCAACAAAUGGUUAUCGAAACCAUGUACGGGCCUGAUGUUCCUUAUUAUCAACAAGGACUACAACACCCAAAUCAAUCGGCCCAAACUUUCUUUAAACUGGUGAACCAAGCGACCGAGCCAUUAUGGGACGGGUCUCUAAAAGCUUCCACACUCUCUACCACUACCAGAUUAUUGAAUUGGAAAUCUGAGUAUAAUGUUUCAGACUCGUCAUUUGAUAGACUACUUCCGAUAAUCAAAGAUAGUCUACCAACAGGUGCGAAGCUUCCUGAUAACUUCUACGAGACCAAGAAAAUGUUAAAGCCAUUAAAGUUACCUUCACAACGAAUCCAUAUACACAAAAAUUGGUGGCAAUGUUCCUAA
Lactuca virosa is the source of this 405-nucleotide messenger RNA. The record is from the annotation of a GenBank genome assembly. NCBI's taxonomy places the organism in Eukaryota, Viridiplantae, Streptophyta, Magnoliopsida, Asterales, Asteraceae.